Molecule: messenger RNA, 3230 nt
Organism: Vitis vinifera (wine grape)
Lineage: Eukaryota; Viridiplantae; Streptophyta; Magnoliopsida; Vitales; Vitaceae
Product: ATPase 11, plasma membrane-type
Exons: 19
Coding region: 368-3049 (893 amino acids)
Biological process (GO): proton export across plasma membrane; regulation of intracellular pH
Cellular component (GO): plasma membrane
Molecular function (GO): ATP binding; P-type proton-exporting transporter activity; ATP hydrolysis activity
Source: RefSeq, a predicted model, not a curated record
CUCUCUCUCUCUCUCUCUCUCUCUUUUCACUGGCAUUAUAUGUUUUCUUUAGUUAUUUUUACAGGUUAUAAAUUCCAAACAUUUGAAAGCUUCUUCCAUGCAUUUUGUGCUGGAAGCUUUGGUGUUUUUGUUUGAGUCUCUGUAGGUACACGCAUUGUUUCAACUUGGGAUUUUGAUUGACAAAGGAUUUGAAUGGGUCUCUUCUAAGUAUAGGUGCUAAGCGAAUGAAGCAGAAAGGAAAGAAAAUGGAAUAUUGAGAAUGGUUCUUCUUCGUUUUGGUAACUGAAAAAAAGUUGUGAGCCGCUUACCCCAAUGGAACCCAAACAGCUAUUAUAUAAUUUUCCACCGCAGUAUUAGGAGAGCCACAAUGGACAAAACGGCAAUUGCCCUUGAAGCUAUCAGCAGGGGAAUUGUUGAUCUGGAAAACAUCCCUCUUGAAGAAGUUUUCGAGAAAUUAAAAUGUGCACGAGAAGGUCUUAGUUUAGAUGAGGUUGACAAGCGAUUGACUGUGUUUGGGUACAACAGACUUGAAGAGAAAAAGGAAAAUAAAAUUCUGAAAUUUCUGGGAUUUAUGUGGAAUCCUCUCUCAUGGGUUAUGGAAGCAGCAGCAAUCAUGGCCAUUUCUGUUGCAGAUUUAGGGAAUGAGGCUGUAGGUUACCAUGACGUUUUUGGCAUUCUGUUUCUGCUUCUUGUCGAUUCAGGCAUCAGCUUUGUAUUUGAAAGCUAUGAUGACAAUGAAGUGGUGGCCCUUAUGGCUAGGCUGGCUCCAAAAGCAAAGGUUUUACGAGAUGGCAAAUGGAUUGAGGAACAUGCUUCUGUGUUGGUUCCUGGAGACAUUAUCAGUAUCAAACUGGGAGAUAUCAUCCCUGCUGAUGCAUGUUUACUUGAAGGAGAUCCUCUGAAAAUUGAUCAGUCUGCUCUCACAGGAGAGUCAUUCCCAUUAACAAAACAUACUGGUGAGGGAGUUUACUCUGGUUCAACAUGUAUGCAAGGUGAAACUGAAGCAGUGGUUACUGCAACUGGAGUGCAUACUUUCUUUGGAAAGGCAGCUCAUCUUGUGGAAACAAGUACACAUGUUGGGCAUUAUCAGCAGGUUUUAACAGUAAUUGGAAACUUUUGCAUUUGCUCAAUUGCCAUCGGAAUGUUGAUUGAGAUCAUCAUAAUAUACUGGGUCCAACACAGACACUAUCAUUCCGGAAUAGGCAACCUGGUUGUCCUACUCAUUGGCGGUAUCCCAAUUGCAAUUCCAGCAGUUGUGUCUCUUAUCAUGUCCGUGGGUUUUCGUCACCUAACUCAGCAGGGUGUUAUAACUAAGAGAAUGGCAGCUAUUGAGGACAUGGCUGGGAUGGAUGUCCUCUGCAGUAAUAAGACAGGAACUUUAACUCUUAACAAACUUACAAUAGACAAGAAUAUGAUCGAGGUUUUUGCCAAAGGUUUUGACCAGGAAAUGGUUGUAUUGAUGGCUGCAAGAGCUUCAAGAUUGGAGAAUCAAGAUGCUAUUGAUGCUGCAAUUGUUUCAAUGCUGGCUGAUCCUAAGGAGGCACGAGCAGGAAUUACAGAAGUUCACUUCCUUCCAUUCAAUCCAACUGAUAAGAAGACAGCUCUUACAUACAUUAACAGUGCUGGUAAAAUGCACAGGGCUAGCAAGGGUGCGCCAGAGCAGAUUCUCAAUCUGGCACAUAACAAAUCAGAUAUUGAAAGAAGAGUGCAAUCAAUAAUCGAUAAAUUUGCAGAGCGUGGGAUUGGAUCCCUUGCAGUUGCAUGUCAGGAAGUACCUGCUGGCACUGAAGACAGUCCUGGUGGGCCCUGGGAAUUUGUUGGUCUUCUCCCACUCUUUGACCCACCUCGCCAUGACAGUGCUGAAGCAAUGAGAAGAGCUCUAGAUCUCGGAGUAAGUGUUAAGAUGAUAACAGGUGACCAAUUGGCCAUUGCUAAGGAGACUGGGAGAUGGCAUGGAAUGGGCACAAACAUGUACCCUUCAUCAUCUUUGCUUGGAAAUGACAAGGACCAGUCUAUUGCAACCUUACCAGUUGAUGAACUUAUUGAAAAAGCUGAUGGCUUUUCUGGUGUCUUUCCUGGUAAAUAUGCUGCUUAUAAAAUGUGGCCUCGUGAAUCUUUUUGCACGACUAUUUUUGAUCCAUGUUUCCAUGCAGAACAUAAGUAUAAGAUUGUGAUGCGAUUACAAUCAAGAAAGCACAUCGUUGGGAUGACAGGAAAUGGAGUCACUGAUGCACCUGCAAUUAAGAAAGCAGACAUAGGAAUUGCUGCGGCAGAUUCAACAGAUGCUGCUCGAGGCACUUGUGACAUAGUACUGACAGAGCCUGGGCUAAGUGUAAUCAUUAGUGCUGUAUUAACCAGCCGCUCAAUCUUUCAAAGAAUGAAGAACGUCAUGACAUAUGCAGUAUCUAUCACAGUGCGUAUGGUUCUAGGUUUUCUGGUGCUGACUGCAUUCUGGAAGUUCGAUUUCCCUCUUUACAUGGUUCUUAUGAUUGCCAUUCUUAAUCAUACUAUUAUGAUUGCUACAGACGAUGACAGGGUGAAGCCAUCUCCAGUUCCUGACAGUUGGAAGCUUAGUGAAAUUUUUGUGACUGGGAUUGUCACAGGAACUUACCUUGCCCUGAUGACAGUUGUAUUCUUCUGGGCAGCUUAUGAAACCAGUUUCUUUGCGAAGAACUUCCACGUAACAAACUUCAACAAGCAUCAGUACAAUCUCUCAGAUGAGAAAACCUUAGACCAUCUGCAUGCACAGUUGGCAUCUGCAGUGUACCUUCAAGUUAACACCAUCAGCCAGGCUUUAAUAUUUGUGACUCGCUCCAGGGGCUGGUCGUUCAUGCAAAGAGAAAGACCUCGUCUUCGUCUUGUUUCUGCCUUUGUCAGCAUUCAAUUGGCGGCAACAGUGAUAUCUGCCACAGCAUCCUUGGAAUUUGCUGGGAUUAAAAAGAUUGGUUGGGGUUGGACUGGUGUUAUUUGGCUAUACAACAUUCUAACCUAUAUGUUGCUUGAUCCUAUCAAAUUUGGUGUGCAAUAUGCUCUUAGUGGGAGAGCUUAGGGUCUGAUGCUAAAUCAAGGAGUGAGUUCCAAAUAUCCCUCUCAUAUCUUAGAACUGUGCCUUGAUGGGAAUUUAGCUCGAGUGUUCAAGGUUGAAUAAUGGGGUUUGAUUUGCUAUUGUGUUCUUUGUUAAUCGAUCUCCAGAGUUAGUAGAAUCAAUUUGCUGUGGUGUUAUUUGUUAA